UUCUGUCUUUGAAGUUUGUUUUUAAUCAUUUUCGACAAUUUUUUUUUAACUUUUAAAUGUACGAAUUACUUGAAGAAGAGCAGUUACUUAUUCGUAGGAAGCCAAAAUUGCGUCAAAGUACGAGGCGAAAGGUGUUGGAGUACAAUCCGAGUCAUGGUUUGGGAUAUUAUACGACAGUCCGGGACUUCAAGGAGCUUUUUCACAUUGAAAAUGUUGGUCCAACGGAAAUUCCGAGAGUUGUGCGACAUGAAGAUCGGUUUUUCAGGACAUUUAUGAGAUUCAUGAAGCAUAAAUUGAGGAAACCUUGUGCUUAUUUGUGUGAUAUUUGGCUUUUAUUGACACUCGUGGCUUUUAUUUGUGCUUGUUUGUGUUUUACGAUAAACGAAUGCAUCAAAGAAGGAUUGAAAAUUCGUCACUUUCUAUUGAGCAUUGUAGCUACCCAAAGUGCCAAAUAUGCGGUUUGGAUGAUGUUAACGAUCUUUCCAAUAUGGUUCGCGACCAAAUUUGUUCAAAUCGUAGCGCCCCAAAGUGCCGGAUCGGGCAUUCCUGAACUCAAAGCCAUCAUCAAAGGUAUCGAAGUGAAGAAUUUUCUCACUGUCGAGUGUCUUUUCGCCAAACUCGUCGGGUUAUUAGCUGUUUUAGCGGUUUCUUUCCCUCUUGGCAAGGAAGCUACGUUCAUCCAUAUCGCCGCCAUCUUGGCUCAUCUUUUAAACACGAAAUCAUCAAAAUCUGACGUUUUUACGAGUGAACUGAAACAACGGGAUAUCCUCGUCUCAGCAAGCGCCAUCGGUCUAUCUUCAGCAUUAAUUUCCCCGAUUGGCGGAUUUCUCUUCGUAAUUGAGCUAAAUUCGAUUUAUUUCUCGAUCCGACAUUAUUGGCAUGGAUUUUUCGGAUCAAUUAUCGCCGUUGUCAUCAUUUCCUUCCUUUAUUCGUCGUUUUAUGACAUUCCCAAUAUCAUGCCGUAUUACGCGAGUAAAUUUAAAGUUGAGUUUUCGUACGAUGGGCAAGAACUGCUUUUGUAUCUGCUGCUCGGGAUUAUUUGCGGACUCGGAGGAUCUUUGUAUGUUUUUGUGAAAAAGCGGUACGCGUUAUUUUUAAAAAGGAAUUCGAUAGUUUCGAAUUGUAUUCAGAAAUAUUGUUGUCCUUAUGCGGUUUUGAUAAGUGCGGUUAUUGCAACGUUGACGUUUCCGCAAGGCUUGGGGAGGUAUUUGGCAGUUGAGAUUGACUCGCAUCAGCAAAUUGAGGAGCUUUUUAGUAAUUUUACGUGGAUGAAGGAGAAUUAUACGGCGCAUGAGAGGAAUAUUUUGAAGAAUUGGGUUGUCGAUGGGAGUUCGUUUGCCUGUGUGGGAGCAUUAGGACUUUAUACGUUCAUUUUUUCGAUAAUUGCAUCAACAAUGACAAUUCCCGGAGGACUUUUGACCCCUGUGAUGAAAAUUGGCGCCUGCAUUGGAAGAAUUCUCGGCGAAAUUAUCAACUUUUAUUGGAUGCCUAUCUAUCCGGGAGCUUUUGCAAUUGCUGGCGCUGCUGCAUUUUCUGGCUCCGUCACUCACAUGGUAUCAAUGGCAAUAAUCGCUUUCGAGAUCACGGGACACAUCACACACAUCCUACCCAUCAUGAUUUCCGUCAUCACAGCAAUUUCCAUCGCUUUUUUACUGCAACUCUCGCUCCAUGACACAAUAAUGCUCCUCAAAGGUCUCCCUUACUUGCCGAAUCUCAUGACUUGCGGAUCGAAACUUCAACGAAUUUACGUCGAGGAUUUCAUGAUAAAAGAUGUCAAGUACAUUUGGAACGGCAUGUCGUACCACAAUUUGCAAAAAGUCCUUCAACGAAAUCCGCAAAUCGAUCAAUUUCCGCUCGUUGAUCACGAAACGAUGGUUUUGCUCGGAUCGAUUCAACGCGAAGAGCUGAUGAACGUCAUUGAGCGUCAAAUUGGGCACGCGAAACGUCUUUGCGAAGCGGAUAAUUGGAUGAAAUUCACCGCGAAUUCGCCAAAUGCGGGAAAUUACGGAAGUUUUGAGAAAACUUUUGCAUCUCCAAGGAGAGUCACGAUGAUGUCGCCGGUUCAGAAGCAACAAUGGCGCUCUCAGAAGUUGGUUCAGUGCGUGAAUUUCUUCGAAAAUGAAGUUACGAUAGAUCCGGCGCCAUUUCAACUCGUCGAAGGCACGUGCUUGUUUCAAGUUCACUCGCUUUUUGUCAUGGUUGGCGUUCAUUUGGCUUACGUGACGCAAGUUGGGCAACUUGUGGGCGUUGUUGGGUUAAGGGAUUUACGAGCGGCAAUGGAAAGUGCGAAAAAUGACGAAAGUCAGCAAGAGUCGUUAUUGGAAGAAGAAGAGACAGAGACUGAAAUUGAGUAA
Culicoides brevitarsis is the source of this 2354-nucleotide messenger RNA. RefSeq names its product chloride channel protein 2-like. Gene Ontology annotation, cellular component: plasma membrane. The coding region runs from base 57 to 2354 and encodes 765 amino acids. Lineage: Eukaryota; Metazoa; Arthropoda; Insecta; Diptera; Ceratopogonidae. The record is from RefSeq and is a predicted model, not a curated record. Gene Ontology annotation, biological process: chloride transport; transmembrane transport. Gene Ontology annotation, molecular function: voltage-gated chloride channel activity. The transcript is spliced from 4 exons.